Fimicolochytrium jonesii is the source of this 1245-nucleotide messenger RNA. Its product is annotated as putative methyltransferase-domain-containing protein. Bases 1 to 1245 code for a protein of 414 amino acids. Lineage: Eukaryota; Fungi; Chytridiomycota; Chytridiomycetes; Spizellomycetales; Powellomycetaceae. The record is from RefSeq and is a predicted model, not a curated record. The transcript is spliced from 3 exons.
AUGCCCCGCCUCCUUCGCCUCCACUUCACGCGGCCCCCACCGCAGGAAAUCGCUCUCGGCAAACCCUUCCCGCUCACAAUCUCACUCACCGAUGAUCUCCGCGUGCCCGUCUCAGCCAUAACCGUCCCUCUCCACCUCCGCCUCCUCGACGCACGCUCCCACACCCCCAUCCCCUCGCUAACUCUCACCCUCUCCAAACCUGCCUCUUCCUUCAUCAUAUCUCCAACCGGCCAACCAUCCAUCACCAUCGACGUAACAAUAACAUGCAGCAAAAGUUUCCGGCAGCCCAAACCUGUCUGUUUCCAUGUGGGUGUGGAUAACGCCGCGUGCGUAGAUCCGACGGAAGAUGGGGAUGUGGAGGAGGGUGUGGAGGAUCUUACAAGCGGGGUUUGUGAGGCGGUUGGUGCGAGGGGUGUGAAGACGGAUUUGGAGGGAGGGAUGCGAGUGGUGGUUCCGCUCGGGGUUUAUUCGGGGGAAUGUAGAGUGAUGCCGGCGGGACGGGAUGCGAAAGGCGGCAAAGUCCAAACCAACGAACGCCACUUCCGCUUCCAAAUGCCCCGCCAUGCCAAUCCACUUUCAGAUCGCCUCCCAAGGACACUCCCGCUCGUCAUCCCCAUAACAGAACACGCCCACAUGACCUUCAGCACCGGCACCCACAUCUGGGACUGCGCGCCCAUCCUCGCCCUCUACCUCACCUGCCACGCCCACUCAUACUUCCCCCCGUCGUGCUCCUCCACACCACCACGACAGGUAAUCGAGCUGGGCGCCGGCUGCGGCCUCACGGGCAUAACCGGCGCCGUUCUCGGCGGCGAUGUGGUGUGCACGGACCUGGAUAACCCCGCUGACUCGUGUUUGCAGCACAACAUCGAUGUGGGCAACAAUAUCAUACAGACCGAGUACGCAGACACGGGAGGGAAAUGUCGAGCGGAUAUCCUCGAGUGGGGAUUCCUAGACGCGGACAUCGUUGCUCGAUUAGCACCACCCACCGACGGCAAUGGGAAGAGUCCUCUCCCGCCGCUGGUGAUAGCCGCCGACGUGCUGUACAACGUCGCCUCGCACGGCGUGUUUCUCGAUACCAUUACAAGUAUCUGCGCUCAUCGGCCCGGGGCGGAGGUGUUGGUGGCGUAUAAGUGGCGUGGGGAGGGGGAGGAGGCGUUUUGGGGCAGUGCGAAGGGGGUGUUUGAGGUUAGGAGGGUUGCGGGGGCGGUGGGCGUUGGGGUUUAUAACUUGCGAUAUGUAUUGUAG